Messenger RNA from Perkinsus marinus ATCC 50983, 1531 nucleotides. RefSeq lists its product as hypothetical. The transcript has 7 exons. The record is from RefSeq and is a predicted model, not a curated record. NCBI's taxonomy places the organism in Eukaryota, Perkinsozoa, Perkinsida, Perkinsidae. Bases 14 to 1510 code for a protein of 498 amino acids.
AGUUUUAUUUGCUAUGAAUGUCAGCGGAGCAUCACCCUUGGCAAACGUCUCGAUGACUGACCUAAGCUCCCAUAUCGAGACGUCCAGAGUUCUAGCGGGGAAGGUUUGGGAUGCCUAUGUGGCGCCAUCACACUACAGGCUUCUGCAGACUGCAGGGUACCCAUCACCAGUACCCGAGAUAGUGACCUUACUCGUCAUUCUUGCCACUUUCAUCCUCACCCGAAGGCUCUUUGGGAGGAGUCGUGGGCCAAAGGGCCGCGAGGGGGACUGCUUGAUGAGGUAUGUUCAGUCGAGGAAGGCCCUACAGCUGACCCAACCUACUCCUCAAGGGAAAGGGGCACCCGGAGGGGCCGGAGCUGAGCAAAUUCAGAGUAUAAUGCAACAAGUGAACUACCUAGUGCAAAUGGCCAGCCACGGAAAUGACGUUCUCCAGAGCUUGAUAGCGGACACGCAAAAUCAAUUCAAUUCUCUGGAGUCUGGUGUGUCGCAGUUGAAGGCAGAGCGGGAUGAGGCUGAUUAUGAGCUUUUGACUUCUAGUCAACAGAUGAUCGAGCACUUAGCGGCUAAGAAGUUGCCCCAUCUGGACGAGGAGACCCGGGCCAGACUGCCUCCACUGAACGAUGAAUCCCUUGAGGACUUCAGUAGGAGGAGCAUUGGGGGUCCUCCCUCUCCCUUUAUUAAGUUGCAAGAGGCCCCGACAGCCUCUGCUGAUCUCACGGUUUCUGAUAAUGAUGGAGAUGUAGCUGAUGUGAGCUCUUCAGAAUACGCGGGUGAACCUCGGGAGAGCGCGGGGAGUGUGGCCGCUGCCACAGCGGGCUCCACGACGGUCAUGAGCGAUCAGUCUUCAUACGCUCCCCCCAAGGAAGAGUUCCCACCGAACACCGUCACUGCGCCACAAAAUUCCCCACCUGCUGCUGAGCAGGACUUGUCACGCGUGCCGCUGGGGUACAGUACGGAUUCCGGGAUGGCGAGCUCCAAUGAGGCGAGCGACCCCCAAAGGUCAACGAGGGCAAACACCAAUAAGACUAUGGCGCAUUCACAAGUUGUCGGUUCUCCGAUUCCUUCCCCGGUAUCAUCACAAGUUCAUACUGCUGACAGCUACGACAAGCUCACUGCUUCGACAGAGAUGCACACGGCAGAGGGCGGUCUUGAAGCAUCGUCUGCAGAAGGAAGGGAGGUCGUUAAUGAUACUGGGCCAGUCGUUCCACCUCGGCCAACGGCGCGAUCUAGUGAUAUGUCUUCUAUCGCAUCUCCCCGACCAGACCAAACUGCACACCCGGCGUUUGGGCAUCCUGGGAGGGCUAGAAGGGCUCUGCCUCCUCGCAUACAGAAGAGGGCUAAGCCUAAGCAGAUUCUGGGGACGACUGAUCCCUUUGCUACUCCAAUGCAUCACGCUGGAGUCACCUCGCCCUCUGCUGCCUCCAGUGCUCGCCAGGCGCCUGUCACUGGAGCCGGCCUUACAACCGGUGCUGGAGCCCAUACCUACCUCACUGGCUUCCCAACACAGUGAGGAGUAUGCGCUCAAGUCCAC